GAGUUGAACCGGAAGAUGAACAUGUUGCAGGCUGCCAAGGCAGCAGAUCCAGCAUCGAAGGCAUCGUCGAUUGCCGCAGCGAAGGAGAAGGAGAUUGAGGAACCUGAGAAGAGCUCCGACGAGGGCGACGAUGAUGAUGAUGAUAACGACCCCGACAAGGGAGAUUGGGGAUUGGGUACAACCUUAUGCCCGAAAACCGGGAAAGUGCCAGAUCAGCAUAUGGUUGUCAGUCUCGACGCCCUGAAGCAGCGGCUACGACGGGCGUGCAAGAGGCGAAAAAACGGGAAAGUCCCCGGUGGAGAGGCUGCCUUCGAAGCCUAUCAAGACGUGGAGAACAGGAAGCAGCUCGCGAAGCUGCUGGUGGAAGCGAAGUUCAACGAGGACAGGUGA
Symbiodinium sp. CCMP2592 is the source of this 390-nucleotide messenger RNA. The record is from the annotation of a GenBank genome assembly. Lineage: Eukaryota; Dinophyceae; Suessiales; Symbiodiniaceae.